This is a messenger RNA of Priapulus caudatus, 2002 nucleotides long. RefSeq names its product mediator of RNA polymerase II transcription subunit 1-like. Gene Ontology annotation, biological process: regulation of transcription by RNA polymerase II. Gene Ontology annotation, cellular component: mediator complex. The transcript has 18 exons. Gene Ontology annotation, molecular function: transcription coregulator activity. Bases 5 to 2002 code for a protein of 665 amino acids. The record is from RefSeq and is a predicted model, not a curated record. NCBI's taxonomy places the organism in Eukaryota, Metazoa, Priapulida, Priapulimorpha, Priapulimorphida, Priapulidae.
CAAUAUGUCAGCCAUGGUAUUGGGUUUAAAUGGAGUUGACAUGGAAUUUCAACUUCAAGGUGAGAAAACGCCCAAGGCGUCUGAUCUUCGGCUGAAUGACUUGAUGGCACACCUAAGAACCAAAGUUGGUCAGUUGAAGUCAUGGGAGGAUACGACAAAAUCUGUCCGAAUGUCCAUGAUGGAAAAGCGCACAAUGCUAGACAGUUACGAUCGAAACCAGUUGCAGAAGUGUCUUGACAACUUGCAGAGAGCUAUAAAAGUGACAUCAGUACAAACUAUGGUUGAAAGAUUAGAGGGUGUGUCAAGGCAGCUUGGGCUGAAGUUCACAGCAGGGCCAUCUGGCACGGACUGCUUCAUCAGUACAGACAUGUUCUACGUGGAGGUGAUGUUGGAUCCUUCUGGUCGAGUGAAGGAUGUGAAAAUCGCUCACCAUGGGGACCCCGUGAGUUGCGAUGAAUUGGUGCAAGUAUUAACACGAGGUGACUUUACAAUAUUCACUGAACAUCUACAGGGCUUGGCAGCUAUAUACCAAAUCAGUUCUGAGAAACACCAGAAGACUAAGGGAUACUUGGCACUACAGUCUCUAGAAACAGAUCUCACAAUGCUAGCAGAAUUACAAAAUUGUUCCAUUCUUGAUGUAUCUGAUCUAAUACACAAGUCACCACUUGGAAUUGUACAACCGAGAAGAGGAGGGCGUGCACUCAAGCUCGUAUAUCUAGUUUCCCCCUAUGAGCUUCUGGAUGUGAAGGAGAAGACGUCCAUCAUGCUCUCCGUGGAAAAUGUGGUGCAAAAAAAGAUUGGGACAUCACUGGCAGUAAACAUUGAAGUUUCCACCUCUCACAAACUUCAGACCAGAGCACUCAUGUCUGUUGCAAAAACUCUGGAUGGAAAAAGUUUGCCAUCAUUUGAUGCACUAAGCAACUUGAACAGCUCCACGUUGCCUGCCUGCUUCAUACUGAAUCUUGGUCAGCCCGUUCCACUGGCAUCCUGCCUCAUCCACAAGAUCCAAACGAUAACGAACGUGGAGUUUGCAGACACAUCGCAAGCUUCUCCCUUACUUGGCUUGUUAGUUAACAACUACUCUAACUCAACCACAGAUCUGAGGAAAGGGCUCUAUGUCAAUCUUCCUGACCAGCACCACUGCUACUUCAUGAAUGAGAAUCGGGCUCUGACGGGUGUGAUGGUGGAUAAGGUCCCAUUCACUCAUCCCACGCACGUGCCUCAGAUCAUCAGCUUUCUGAGACAGCAAGCACUGUUCAAUUGUGUCAUGGACAGUUGUAUUAGGAAAAAUGCAAAACAAGAUCCGGGAAAUGCUACAAUGUUUGAGGUCACUCCAAUGUCAGUGCAGUCAGUCAACAUAACAUUCCAACAUCCCCUAGAGGAAUCCAUAGCUACAGUUCAAUUGGAUCUGAGUGACAUUCCGCACAUCAAGUGUGAAGUCGAAAUAGCCAUUGGCAGCGAGCCUCUAUGUGACAAUGAGUUUGUCACGAAAGUUAUGCAAAGGUGUUGGUCGAUACCUAUUACUAUGCGAUCUGUGAUCAAGAAAGCAAUCAGCUCAGGAAAAUCCUCACUGCCGGACUUUUCGUUCUCGAUGGUAUCGACACAGGCCGGGCAUCCCGACCAGGGACUGAUGUUUCCAGACCAGUACAGCGACACCAAUAGCAACGAAGUGAAGUUCAGAGGCGAACCGACCGUGAUGCCGAACGUUCCGAAUACGGUAUACUCCCAGUACAGCCUGUCGCAGCCGCCUCCUCAGUUUUCGAUCGAUCAACAACAACAACAGCAGCAACAAGCACAACAGCAGCAACAAGCACAACAGCAGCAACAAGCACAACAGCAGCAGAGAUCGACGCGCUGCAGUGUGACAAGGACGGCGGCGAGAACCCGCUGCUCGCCAACCUCCUGCACGACGUCAUGGUGCGCCAGAAGCCGAGCCCCAUGCUCAACAACCUGCUCAGCGACCCGUCCGCCGCCGCCGCCGAAAACGAGCCCGCGUCAAUGA